Molecule: messenger RNA, 2902 nt
Organism: Pyricularia oryzae 70-15
Lineage: Eukaryota; Fungi; Ascomycota; Sordariomycetes; Magnaporthales; Pyriculariaceae
Product: Ras-2
Exons: 2
Coding region: 721-1446 (241 amino acids)
Biological process (GO): signal transduction
Cellular component (GO): plasma membrane
Molecular function (GO): GTPase activity; GTP binding; GDP binding
Source: RefSeq, a predicted model, not a curated record
UCACCCCCCAAUCGCCCGCUCCACUCCAAACCAGAGGAGAGCCCAAGCCCACUCACCAUCCUAACUAAACCAACUGAGGGCCAGCCCACCAGCCAGGCUCUUCUGUUCUCCCAAGUCCCACCCACCAAAGAUCUGCCCGCUUACGCAUUUUGCUUUGCUACCCAUUGUUGCUCUGCUUGCCCUUGCUUGCCGCUAUAGCUGCCGCUGUUCCUGCUCCUACCUUACCUAUCCAAAACCUUGUUCGACUGGAAAACGUUUACACACAACCACGUCGAAUUCUUUUCUCUCCUUCCAACCUCUCGCCCUCAAUUACGUACUUUUACCUAUUCUAUUCACUCGCCGAUUCCCCAUAUAUCUGCUCAAAGGUACCUACCCAAGGUACCUCAACUCACAGCUCGGCAACCUCCAUUGUUUUCGAUUUGACCGACUAAACCGAUUUCUCCGCUCGCUUCGAAACGAUCCUACAACAGCCGACCCUCUCGACGGCGUCGCGGGCUACUACCAGCCUGCCAACCAACUCUAUCUAUACACUCCAUAGAGUCGAAGUCGACCGCGCGGCCCAUUCCCGUUUGAAUUGCCGCCCGCAGCCCAACUGACGACUUCGCAAAACAACAACAACAAGAACAACAACACCACCACCACAACAAGGAACUCGUACCACAUUCCAUCCAGACAUACGCUUGACUUUACAAAUUUUGCAAACCAAGGAAGGCUGGCACAAUGACUGGAAGGUUGCAGCUCCACAAGCUGGUAGUCCUCGGCGAUGGUGGUGUCGGAAAGACGGCUCUCACAAUUCAAUUAUGUCUACAACAUUUCGUUGAAACGUAUGACCCCACAAUUGAAGACUCGUACCGGAAACAGGUCGUCAUAGACAACCAGGCUUGCAUGCUGGAGGUCCUAGACACCGCCGGCCAAGAAGAAUACACAGCGCUUCGGGAUCAGUGGAUAAGGGACGGCGAAGGAUUUGUGCUUGUCUACAGCAUCUCGUCGCGGUCAUCCUUUUCUCGCAUCAAGAGGUUCCACCAUCAGAUUCAACGUGUCAAAGAGUCGUGCGCCUCAUCACCGUCGUAUCCGGGCUCACCCAUCGCCACAGUCACCACUCAAGCGCCAGUACCCAUCAUGCUGGUGGGCAACAAAAGCGACAGAGUCACAGAGAGGGAAGUGUCGACACAAGAGGGACACGCACUAGCACGCGAACUGGGUUGCGAAUUCGUCGAGGCAUCCGCCAAAAACUGCAUAAACGUGGAAAAAGCCUUUUACGAUGUUGUGCGGAUCCUCCGUCGGCAGAGGCAGCAGGCAUCACGCCCUUCACUGCCCGGAAACUCGCGCACGAAAACGGGCGGCAUGGGCAAGAGUGAAUCAUUCUAUCAAUCAGAUGGAAAGCGUGGUAGUCGCAAGGAUGGAGAAAAGCACCGGAGCAAGCCGAUCAAGUGUGUUAUAUUGUGAACGGCAUCCAGUGGAAGAAGAAAUGAAUACAACGACCUCGAUGGCCACCGCUUGACUCCCUCUGUCCUCUUCCGUUUGGCAUAACGUAUCCUAUACCCACGAGCGCAGGGCGCCGCCGUAACCAUUAUCUUUUUGGCACCAAGUAACACAUAUGUGCUUGGAUCAUGGGCGCACCGAAGCCGGCUUAACAUGCCACAACAGGCUCGGUAAAAUGUUCUCAUAUAAGACGCCAGAAAACUUUCUGCAUCUGCAGUUUGUCUGGCCAAUUCAUUCACGCAAAUUCGCGCUCGCGAAACCUUUCGACAAAUUCCGACAGAUCCUGACAAUUUCGUCGACUUCUUUUUGUACGGCAGUGGGCGCUCAAGCAUCUACGAAAAUCAAAGAUCAACCACGGCAUCAAAAGACGAGAUGCAACUGCCCACAAUUGGCAUUGGGGACUUUUUUAAGUACAGAAUAUACUUUUUUCUCUCUAUUUUAUGCGGAAAAGACUCUACUAGGGUCUGAAUUGGCUAUGGUGUUUGGAGUCUCCAGGGGGUUCACUAAAAAUCAAAAGGACAUGCUGGCACAGGUGCAUUUCUACCACCAUAUUUUUGCUUGUGAUUCUUCAUUGCCUCAUAGUUUCUUGCCUCUUGUUUAUCUUAUUUUUUCAAUCUUCUUUUUAUCUUUGUUUUUUCUUACCACUGUCACCACGAUCCAACAUACGCCAUAUUACGAUUGAUUCCCCCGCGUCCACCGUGAGAAAGCUUGGUAGUCCUUGGUGACCCUCGUUUCUGACCUGCCUAUUUGGCUACGACAAUUUCUCUGGCCGGCGCCAGAGACACCCAGAGUCAACAUCACUCCACUGGAAAUCGUUCAUCUCAGUGACGACCCGCAAGCGAUUGUUCUACAUUGUCUGAUAUCAGGUACGAUGUUAACGGCAGGGACCAAAGGGUCGAGGAAGAGGGCCCGGUGAUACACGGUAGGGUCCCGUUACAUUUUUAGAGAAAUCAUGGUGGAGGGGCUUUUCGGGAAGUAAAGUAGGCAGGGAGCUUACUUGUUUCGGUUCGCAUAAGGGGAGGGGUGGUUUUCCAAAAAGACGAAGUAACUUUGUUUACUGGGCAGGGCGUGCAAGGCACGGCACGGCAAGGGAUGUCAAAAAUGAUUUCUGAUGAAAACGCAAAUGGCAACGCAAAAUACCCUACCUACGAGUAUGUAGGUAUUGUAUAUGAAUACCUACAGUAUUUGUUUGACUAUUAUGACUUUGUUCUCUUUUCCUUAUGAUUCUGGUCUGUUUUUUUUUUCUCAAUUUGCUAUUGUAUUGGGUUUGUUUCCAUGAGUUGUGUGACUUGGUCGGAUAAAUGUUGAUUGUCAGUAAAGAGGUGAGAGACAGCAUACCAGAUAACAAGUCAAGACAUGAACACCCGUAUCUACCACAAUCUCUCGACGACAAAUUACUUGGUAGGAACCUGACUUGGAG